This is a messenger RNA of Mauremys reevesii (Reeves's turtle), 1751 nucleotides long. RefSeq names its product olfactory receptor 5V1-like. The transcript is spliced from 4 exons. The record is from RefSeq and is a predicted model, not a curated record. Gene Ontology annotation, cellular component: membrane. Lineage: Eukaryota; Metazoa; Chordata; Testudines; Geoemydidae. Gene Ontology annotation, biological process: G protein-coupled receptor signaling pathway. Gene Ontology annotation, molecular function: olfactory receptor activity; G protein-coupled receptor activity. Bases 219 to 1751 code for a protein of 510 amino acids.
AAGCAUAUAGAAGUGAUUGCAAAUCAUCACAUGGGGAAUGGUGCUGUGAAAGUGAUAAUCUGAGUCUGUGCAGGUGCAUUAGGUAGGACUUUAUAUAGGGACAUUAAACAAUAGAAGAAGAAGAAGAAACCUCUCUUUUGGUGUCAUUCGCUCAUUUACCCCAGCUUUCGCGCAGUUCUCUCUUGGCUUCAGUGCAGUUAUUCCUGAUUUAUAUUGGGAUGAAACCCACAGCAAACAAAUGCCAGGGAAAUCAAACGACCGUGACAGAAUUCAUCCUCCUGGGAUUUGGGGAUCUCCCUGGACUUCACGUUCUUCUCUUCCUGCUGUUCCUAGUGAUCUACAUUGUGACCAUGGCUGGGAACAUUCUCAUUGUUGUGCUAGUUGUGACUGAUCGGCACCUGCACACCCCCAUGUACUUCUUCCUGGGGAACUUGUCCUGCUUGGAGACCAGCUACACCUCCACCAUGCUGCCCAGGAUGCUGGACAGUCUCCUGACUGGGGACAGAACCAUUUCUGUUCCCAGCUGCAUCAUACAAUUAUAUUUCUUUGGUUCUCUGGCAGGCACAGAAUGUUGUCUACUAUCUGUGAUGUCUUAUGAUCGGUAUUUAGCUAUAUGCAAACCUCUGCAUUAUGCAGCCCUGAUGAACGGCAGGUUGUGCCUCCAGCUAGCGGUCGGGUCAUGGAUAGGUGGAUUUGUGUCUGUUGCCUUCUUGAUAUCUGUGAUGUCACAAUUAACAUUCUGUGGCCCCAAUGAAAUUGACCAUUUCUUUUGUGAUUUUAGUCCAAUAAUGAAACUGUCCUGCAGUGACACUCACUGGCUGGAGAGUAUGAUGAUGGAAAAUCAAACCACAGUGACUGAGUUUAUUCUAUUGGGACUUUCAAAUGACUCACACCUCCAGAUUCCACUCUUCCUGGUGUUUUUAGUUAUUUACCUAAUCACUCUGGUGGGAAACAUUUUGAUCAUGCUGGUAAUAAAGGUUGAUCCUCAGCUCCACACCCCCAUGUAUUUCUUCCUGAGCAACCUAUCCUUUCUUGAUGUCUGUUACUCUUCAGUCACCGUUCCAAAGAUGCUGGAGAACUUCCUGGCAGAGCAGAAAACAAUUUCAGUCAGUGGCUGCAUUGCCCAGAUAUUCUUCUUUAUUUUCAUGGUUGGGACAGAGAUUUUUCUCCUCUCAGUGAUGGCAUAUGAUCGAUAUGCUGCCAUAUGCAAUCCUUUAAGAUACAGCACCACCAGGAGCCACCAGGUCUGUGUGAAGAUGGUGUUGGGUGCAUGGAUAUCUGGUUUCCUAGAUUCCUCGGUCAACACACUUUACCUUACCGACUUGACUUUCUGCAGUCCCCGUGAAAUUAACCAUUUCAGCUGUGAACUUCCGCUUCUCCUGCAGCUCUCCUGCACUGACACCUUUGCUAACGAGAUGGUGAUACUCUGCUUCAGCAUGACAUUAGGCUUUGCCUCUCUCCUGCUCAUCCUGACUUCAUAUAUUUGUAUCCUCUCCACCAUCCUCGGGAUCAGAUCCUCGGAGGGCAGGCGCAGAGCCUUCUCUACCUGUGCCUCACAUAUCACCAUAGUUCUGCUGUUCUGCGGGACAGCAUUCAUCAGGUACAUGAGACCUGCCUCUGGAUAUUCUUUUGCUCUUGACAAACUAGUGUCCGUGCAGUACAGCAUCUUAACGCCCGUGUUAAACCCCAUCAUCUACAGCCUGAAAAAUAAGGAUGUGAAGCUGGCUUUGAGAAAACUGUUAGGCAGAUGA